Erpetoichthys calabaricus (reedfish) is the source of this 986-nucleotide messenger RNA. RefSeq names its product SPT4 homolog, DSIF elongation factor subunit (gene supt4h1). Gene Ontology annotation, cellular component: nucleus; DSIF complex. Gene Ontology annotation, biological process: regulation of transcription elongation by RNA polymerase II; chromatin organization; positive regulation of DNA-templated transcription, elongation. NCBI's taxonomy places the organism in Eukaryota, Metazoa, Chordata, Cladistia, Polypteriformes, Polypteridae. Gene Ontology annotation, molecular function: zinc ion binding; RNA polymerase II complex binding. Bases 129 to 482 code for a protein of 117 amino acids. The record is from RefSeq and is a predicted model, not a curated record. The transcript is spliced from 5 exons.
GAAUCGUUUCCGGCGCACUUGGAUGACAACGAGCAUCGCGGCCUGAUUGUAGUGUUUGGUUCUAAUCUAUUCUCUUUUUGUCACUGACAAGAAACAGUUUCAUUGUUGGCUGUUUCUUUGUUUUUAUAAUGGCGUUAGAGACAGUACCUAAAGAUCUUCGGCAUUUGCGAGCUUGUCUGCUGUGUUCCUUGGUAAAGACAAUCGAUCAGUUCGAAUAUGACGGCUGUGAUAACUGUGAUGCCUAUCUUCAGAUGAAAGGAAACAGGGAAAUGGUUUAUGAUUGUACGAGCUCUUCAUUUGACGGAGUCAUUGCAAUGAUGAGUCCUGAAGAUAGCUGGGUUUCUAAAUGGCAGAGAAUCAGUAAUUUUAAGCCAGGUGUUUAUGCAGUAUCAGUAAAUGGACGAUUACCCCCAGGUAUUGUGAGGGAGCUGAAAAGUAGGGGAGUCAUUUACAAAUCCAGAGAUACUGCGAUCAAGACAUAAAAGAUGACAUCGUUUUGUUUUUUUUUCCUGUUUUGUCGUGAAUUGAUCAGCAACUGAAGAAAUAAAUUACUGCUGGCAUUAAGCACAAGUUUGAGCCAUUCAUUCUGUUUUGGCUGCUGCGCAGUAUGGAGAAGUCAUAAAUGUUUGUUUUGCUUUGCUGUAUCAUUUAAAAAAUUGUUAACUUGAAGUUCAACUAUACAAGUAAACAGCUCAUAGAAAGUAAUUGGAACAGUUGUUUAUGCUUUGUGGGCGGGUUAGUAUUUGAUAAAUCUUAAUUGUUUUUUUUUUUUUAUAUACAUAUUGAAAAUAAAACAGUGAUUAAAAAUAAGAUGACAAAAAUCAUCUUUGUUAUAAUUUGUUGUAACAUGUCAAAAUACAAUUUUGAGAACUUCAUACUUGAGGUAGAUGUUCUUUCCUGAGAUGUUAUUUUUUUCAUAUUUACUGUAAGAACGUAAAUUUUAAGAUAUGGUCAAAUAAAACUGUUCUGUUAAAAGAAAAACUAAA